GGUUGGGAAAAAAUGUUUUUUGGUGAAAAUUUGAUUUAUCCGGGUGUUUGCGCCCGUGGUCCGGUUUGGCGAAGGGCCGUGGCGCUGUUUUGAAUUUCUGGAAUGGUUUCAUGGAGUCGUUUGCGUUUGCCAUAAAAGCAAAAAUUGAAUUGUGGCUGAAAUACCUGGUGGGAAGUGGUGGUUUAACCAUGAGUGUGUCGGGUUCUCUUGAGUAUCUCAUGAUAAAGCAGACUUGUCGGUUCUUCGCUUACAAGUUUGAAAUGGGCUCAAGUCAAUCGCCCCAAGACGCAUCGGACAUCUACUCAUUCGAGUUUUUAAAGGCCUUAUACGACCGCCCGAGGGACAACAUUAAUAGGAUAAUUAAGGCGAGCUUCGGGGGCGAGAAUGGCGACAGCGAAGCUGUCAAGGCAAACGACGAAAACUAUACCCUAAUCGAAAAGAGGGUGCUGUUAGACUUCUUCAAGAAAGUGGUCGAUAUGAAGUCACAACCGGCCAAGCAGUGGACAGAUUUGCAGCACUACUUGUGCUUCAUUUAUAGGUAUUGCAUGACCACGGACCCGGACCCGGUGCAGGAGGCGCUCUCGCCCUAUUUCAUAGCCGACAUGAGGAGCAUCGUUUGCAGUCUGAUGGAGGAAGACCAGAUCCAACUUUGCCUUAGAUUAUUUUCCCUUGUGCGAGAAUACACCGUUUUUGCUCACAAGCAACACCAAAAAAUCGCAAGCGUGGAGGCUUCCAUUGAAAGCUUGUUCUACUACUACGAGGCGUUUCUGUCCGCAACUAAAAACCUGUGCAAGAUUUUCCCCGAGUUGGAGCAACUCCUAAUCAACACCUACAAGUUGGGCUGGCUUGACUUUAACACCUCGAUUUUUAUGUACUAUUUUUACGAAACGCCCUACGUCCAAGACAUGGUGCGCAAAUUCGAAAUGAUCAAAGACAACGUCUCGAUUAAAGCGGCCGGGAUUUACACCGUUUUAACCGAACUGCGCAAGCUGUGGAGGUCGCAAAUGUUGGGAAUUAACAGCGUUAUUGCCAACAAACUUGGCGCUAGGUUUAAAGGCCUGGAUGAUAAGAUGAUGGCGAGUCAUAAACGCGUCUUAGCGAAGAACUUUUGGAUAGAUCGGACGGCAAAAGAGAAAGCAAUGCAGGACGUGAGACUCUUCGACUGCCAAUUGUUCACACUUGUGGGGAACAAAAACCUGCCUAUGCCCGACCCGACUUUGGACGAGUCAGGCCAAUGCAUCUGCGAGGACUGCUUAAUAAUCAAAUACAAGUCACUGCUUGAAAAUACUCAGAACAAAAUCGCCUCCGAGUGCAUGAAAGUCUCUUGCAGAUUCUGCCGCCAACAAGUCGAUUUAGAGCACUUCCAACAGCACGUCAACGGCCGUGCUGUGGCGGAACUCGACGGCAACAACUGUAAAAAUCUCUCGCGGAUCAUCUCCGACAACAUCGAUAUCGUCAAACUCGGAAUAUCAGGCUCGCGGAAAAACGGGGCGCACCAAAACGACUCACUCAUAUCAAAGUCUCUCAAACGACACGAAAACACCAACGGAGAAAUUUCCAAAGAUCCGUGCCCCAAACUCGCCAACGAACCCCCACUCUUCAAACACAACAUUUUCGAAGACGAGGACGAAGAUAUCGAUGUUACGGAGUUAGCGUUCCCGGGACUAGAAAUCACGAAAAUGUCGCGUAAAACGUUUUACAAUUUUCUGAAACACAGGUUUGCCUUGCCUCGUAAUGGCAAGGAGAACAAAGCUGAGACUAGUCCGAAAGUCGCGGAAAAAGCACCAGUUGUGCAAAAUGCGGUCAAAAAUACGCCGCCGAAACCCGAAGAAACGAAGGGGUCUGAGGUGGUCAAAAACUCGAAAAUUUGCAGGAAUACGAACAAAACUAACGGUAACACCUUCCCGUGCGGUCACAGUUGCAAACUUGAGGAGGAAUUAAAAUCAGAGUUUAAAAAAGCUUAUCAGGACCAGUGCGACCACCACAAGGAGUCGAAGAAAUGCGAUUGCACUUUUUGCGAAGUGUUCGGGACAACGACUUCUCACGUUCACAAAACGAACGAAACCCGGAACAGGUUACGAAUCAGAUUGAACCAGAGGAAUGAAAGCGGUAGCGCGAAGAACAAGAAAACCGCUCCGAAAGCGAGCGCGACCAAGGUGGAAUCACCGGCUGGGCCUUCGAAACAAAACCAAUCGAGCGAAGGGACGACUCCGACCAAUGAAGAAACGAACUCCAAUCCGUUAAUGAACGACAUUCACGGACUCCUCAACUAUAUCGAGGGCAACACGAAUGUGGACAAAGUGGCUUUGGCGGAGAAGAAAGCGGCGAAGAAGGCCAGGCAAAGGCACAAAAAAGAGGAGGAACGGUUGAAGCUUGAGGAGGAGGAACGGAAGCGAGUUGAGGAGGAAAAACGCAAAGCUGAGGAGCGACUCCGGAAUGAGGAGUUAGCAAGACAGCUUGCAGAAAAAGCGGCCAAAAACUCGAAGAAAGAAAAUAAGAAGAAGAAACAGAAGAACAAAGGCAAGGACGGCAGUCCUGAGUUGGUCGAAGAGACAAUUCCGGCCAUGGUCACUAUAAAACGUGUCGUCGAAAAUGAUAAUGCACUGCCAACUGUUACUAUCACCCUAAAGGGUUCGACGCCCGAUCAAGACAAACUUUUAUACACGCUAGUGAACGGCCAUGAUGGCAAUAAUGCUCAGUUAGAAGAGAACAAGAAGAUUAAAAAGAACAAAGAACUCGUGGCGAAGACUGUUAAUUUAGAAGUUGCAGCUAAUCAGAAGAAGAAAAAGAACAAAAAUGAAAAAAACAACCAGCCCGCUAAUGCAGUUGUUACAAAAGAAUUGCGAGUGACACUAGCCGUAGACCCUCCAAGUGAUAAAAAGAACAAACAAACGAAGAAAACCGAAAAUAAGAAAGACAAAAUCAAUAACAAGAACGGCGAUAUUAAUAUUCCCAUGCUGAAACUGCCACCAGGAAUUACAAUAACGAAGGUCGACGGCCCAAUGACCGACCGGAAUUACAAGGCCACGAACAUCGAGAGCCCGCCUUACAGUUCGAACAUCCCGGUGAGCAAAUCGGGAGUGAUAGUCGUAGACACGGAAAAACUAAUAAAGCAAUCAAACGUGACAACAAACGGCACCACAACCGCUAGCAAGAAAAACCGGCGAAAGCGCAACAAAAAACAACAGUUGCAGACCGCCCCCCAGACAGCCCCGAGCAAGCCGUCGAUGGUGACUUUGAAAAACCCGAUUUUCCAAAACAUGCAGCCCCGCCACGAGCCGGAAAUAAUGCCGGACAUGAGCGGCGGCCAGUGCCAACAAGCCUCGAUUUUCAAAAACGAGAACGGGAUGGUCACCAUUCGGAGCUCCAGACUGCAACAAAGCCUCAACAGUGGGGCCCCCAUGCCCAGCCUUUUGCCAGAUCUGAAGCCGGUCCUGGGGCCCGAAGUCCCCACUAGCUACAUGUCGUCGUGCAACUUCCCGGAGUUCUCCCGGAUUUCGCCGUUCAACGCUCAAGAAAUUCUGUCAGGCUUGCCGGGCAUCGAGAUCACGAAGGUGGACAAAAACGCGACACGGAGCGAUCUAGACAGCAAGAAGGCGUGCCACACGGCGGAGGUCUCGAUCAUUCCGGCGAACAAUUCCGACAAAUUUAAUUUUGAUAAAGAUGACUUGCAUUAUGAUAACGUUUUCACGCCGAAGGAUAUUCUGGAGGACGAUAUGGACGCCGACGAGCGGGAGCUGGAGGCCUUCAAGCGGUUCUGCCAGCAGUCCGUGCCGCCCAAGCGCAAGGAAAAAGUUGCUCAUCUCAAUGUUAAAGAUAUUGUUUUAAAGAAGAAAAACGAGAAAAUAACGGCUUAGAUUUAGGUUUUUUAUCGGAAGCGCGGAGGACAAUUUUAUUUGGUUUACGUUUUAUUGCUUCCUUUAUUUAUAUCACUUUAAGAAAUUCCCAUGUGCAGAUCUAAUCUGAAUGUUAUUAUUAGGAAAAUGUGAUUAAUUUUUUCACCAAAUUUUGAUGUUUCUUUAUUGCCAGACCAGUAAACUUUUAAAAAGA
Molecule: messenger RNA, 4050 nt
Organism: Tribolium castaneum (red flour beetle)
Lineage: Eukaryota; Metazoa; Arthropoda; Insecta; Coleoptera; Tenebrionidae
Exons: 15
Coding region: 111-3857 (1248 amino acids)
Source: RefSeq, a predicted model, not a curated record